AUGAAUUUAAUUAAAGAAACAAAUUCAAUAUUAAUUUCUCAUCAAGCAUUUUCAAUUUCAUUAAUAUUAGAAAACAUAUUUUCACAUGUAACAUUAAGAAAAGAUAUCCUUCCAUUUUGUUUGGUAAAUCGAUGGUGGAACAAAUUAGCAACCGAAAGGUUAUGGUAUAAAUUUCAAGGAUUGAAAAAUGAUCAAAAGACGGGAGCAUUCUCGAAAUUCUUGAAAAUUUUACAACGAUCGAAUUUAUAUUAUAAUGAUCCAAUAACGAAUGCGGAUAAGAGAAGUAUUCAUCAAUAUGGUAGAUACGUUAAAGUAUUGGAUUUAGAAAAGUUAAAAAUCGAUCACUACAAAUUAUUAGAAACUUUAGAUUGUUGCCCUAGGAUUGAACAAUUUUCACUUGGAAACAUCAAGUUAAAUAAAGUUCAAUUGUAUGAUAUAUCAAAGAGAUUACCGGAAUUGAGAUUAUUUAAAUUUAAUGACAUUGAAAUAAAUGAUGGGAAAGCGUUAGGAGCGAUAGCAAUGUAUUGUUUAAUGUUGGAAGAAUUAAAUUUAAAGAAAGAUAUAGCUUGUGAUCCGAACGUUUUACUUGAUAUCACAAAGUAUUGUAAAAGGUUAACGAAGUUAGAACUCGUGGAGAAAUAUUAUGAGGAUGAAAUCUUGUUACCAUGCUUAUCAAAUUGUCCUAAUUUAACAUUUUUAAAUAUUCAUCGAUGCAUCAGCAUAUCAGAAUCCUUCCUAUUAAGUAUUUUUAAAUCAUGUCCAAAGUUAACCAACGUUAUCGUAGAAAAUGUAUCGGAUAUUACGACCGAAUUCGCUAUUGAAACUUUUAAACAUUUCAGAAAUUUUAAAGUAUUAUCCAUACAAUAUGUAGAAAGGUACUUGGAAUCCAAAAUUAAAGCAAAUGAAAGUUCAAUAAAUGUUAAUUUGUAUAAUGCGGAAUUGGGUAGAAUUAUCGAUUAUUUCAAGAAGGAUGAUGAUGAUGAAAUGAAACCACGUCAUGUAUUAAAGGAAUUAGCGUUGGUAGACGUUCCAUUAAAUAAGCUUAAUCUUGAAAUCAUUUGUAAAGGGUUAGAUCAAUUAACUAGGUUAGAAUUAUCUGGUGUUCAAGGACUCUCAAAAUAUGUAAGUUUUUCUUUAAAUUUGAUCAUAUUUUCUUCCGUACCUGAACCUUUAUUAAAAGAGGAAUCAAAUCAACUAUUUAAAAAUUGUUCUCAACUGGAAAAUAUUCAAUGGCAAUUACAACGUUUCAGUAGAAAUGAUUAA
Funneliformis geosporum is the source of this 1263-nucleotide messenger RNA. NCBI's taxonomy places the organism in Eukaryota, Fungi, Glomeromycota, Glomeromycetes, Glomerales, Glomeraceae. The record is from the annotation of a GenBank genome assembly.